UGUACAGGACAGAGGGAGGAUAUUAGGUCAAAGUGAUUUGCGCUCGCAGCAGACGCUCAUCUCAUGGUAACAGAUUCUGCACGAGCGUAUGCGUGCUCCUGACGCAACAAGUAUCUGGUUUCCAGUCUCUCCUUUGGAUGUCUACGCGCUGUCUGGAGACGAUGAGCUUUUAAAAUGAAGAAAAUGCAUAGCCAACACUGUAUCUGAAGGAAUACAGUUUUAAAACUGACGUCUGUUGAACUGCGUUGAGUUUUAACUGAUUGCAUAAUAGUUGCUCAGACUUUUGUCGUUAUUUCUACUUUUCUAGUUGCAUUACAGGAUCGAACCGUAUCUGGAAGCAGUCUUUGGCGGAUUUUCAUCACAUCUUUUCUUCAGUCGUAUGUGUUUUACGCAUAUGGAUACUUUUCCGGAGCGCAGACGGUAGAUUAUGCAUUCCACAGUAUGGGUGCGAACAAUGGCAAACAGAGCGGGAGUGAAGGGAAAGGCAGUUCCAGUAUUUCCUCCGACCUGAGUUCAAGUACAGAUCAGACAUCAACCAAAGCUCCAAAGAAUGCAGCUACCAGUGAAGACUCGGACCUUAGUAUGCGAACAGUGAGUACGCCAAGUCCGGCUCUGAUUUUGCCGCCUCGUUCAUCUCCAGGCGUGCUUAAUGGCUCCUCCACGUCUUCCUCCACGUUCGGCACGGAAACCAUCGCCAUGGUCCACACGCCGCCCACUUCUCUCACCCAUCCGCAAAGGAGCCUGCGACAGCCGAGGGACCAGCAGGGGGCGCCCAUCGACAUCCUUCCUGACCAUGCUUUCCUGCAGAUCUUCACCCAUUUGCCCACCAACCAGCUGUGUCGGUGCGCCCGUGUUUGCCGCCGCUGGUACAACUUGGCCUGGGACCCGCACUUAUGGAGGACUAUUCGUCUGACUGGAGACGUGCUACAUGUGGACCGUGCGCUUCGGGUUCUCACUCGCAGACUGUGCCAGGACACCCCCAAUGUGUGUCUCACCCUGGAGACGGUGGUAGUCAGCGGCUGUCGGAGGUUAACCGAUCGAGGACUGUACACGGUGGCACAGUGCUGCCCAGAACUGCGUCGCUUAGAGGUGGCCAGCUGUUACAACGUGUCCAAUGAAGCCGUGUUUGAGGUGGUGUCACGCUGCCCCAACCUGGAACACUUGGAUGUUUCAGGGUGCUCUAAGGUGACCUGCAUCAGCCUGACACGGGACGUGUCCUUCAAACUCUCCCCUCUUCAUGGGCAGCAGAUCUCCAUCCGCUAUCUUGACAUGACUGACUGUUUUGCUCUGGAAGACGAAGGCCUGCACACCAUUGCUGCCCACUGCACUCAGCUCACCCACCUCUACCUGCGGCGCUGUGUGCGCCUGACCGACGAAGGCCUGCGCUUCUUAGUCAUCUACUGCCCGUCCGUUCGGGAGCUCAGUGUCAGUGACUGUCGCUUCAUCAGUGACUUUGGCCUGCGGGAGAUUGCCAAACUAGAGGGCCGCUUGCGCUAUCUCAGCAUAGCGCACUGCGGCCGCAUCACAGACGUAGGCGUGCGCUACAUAGCCAAAUACUGCAACAGACUGCGUUACCUGAACGCUCGUGGCUGCGAGGGGCUGACAGACCACGGCGUCGAGCACCUUGCCAAGAACUGCCUCAAGCUCAAGUCCCUGGACAUCGGGAAGUGCCCACUUGUGUCGGACGCCGGCCUGGAGCAACUUGCACUAAACUCGUUCAACCUGAAGAGACUGAGUCUGAAGUCGUGCGAGAGCAUCACGGGCCGCGGGCUGCAGGUGGUGGCAGCCAACUGCUUCGACCUUCAGCUGCUGAAUGUACAGGACUGUGACGUGCCACUGGAGGCGCUGCACUUUGUCAAGCGUCACUGUAAAUGCUGCGUCAUUGAACACACCAAUCCGGCCUUUUUCUGAGAGCUGCAUGCAUGAGAUUGUGUGGACGGAUUUGAGAAAAUAAUCUGUUUUGACCUGGGCCGGUGACGUCUCUGCUAGACAACACAGCGGAGACUUGCACUGCUGCACCUCUGUAUUUAAUUAGCAUGGUUGGGAGAAAUCUUAACUUUUUUUAAUCCAUUUAUUUAUAUUUUUAUUCACUUACAUAUUUUUGAUUACUCUUCUUGUCUAUGUCAGAUUGUAUAUGUGUAACAUGUAAAUUUCAUCAUGAAUGCAAUUUGUUGGUGUGUAGAGGAUUACAUGAUGUGACGUUAACCAGAAAUGAAACUAGACAUAUUUUACAGCAGUCCACAGUUUGUUUGUUUGUUAUUGUUGUUUACAUUUGAUAUCUCUGUUAUGAAAGUUUUGCUUUGUUACAUCAUGUAAGCCUUGUAAUAUCUUAGUUUCUAUCUUGGUUUCAUUGCUCAGAAAUAUUACCAAACAGCGCCAUUUUGCUGUGACGUUCACCUUUGUAAUGGUCAAUAAGGCUUUUUCAGGUGUUUAACAAAUGGAAGACCACAGUGGAAUAAAGAGGUCUAAGCCAUAUUAAACAAAAUCCUAAUGUCUGCUUUUAAUUAGCUAACCUGCAUUAACCAGUGUUCUGUCGAUUUGUGCAACCCUGACAGAUUUAGCUACCUCCAAUUAAAAAAAGUAGGUAGAACAAUUUGACAGCGAAAAUGCUUCAUUUCAAAUUAUGGUUUAUUAACACCUACACCUAACAUUCACAGUAAUGCAAAUACAGUAAUGAUGUGUUAUUCGCUGUUGUGGCUAGAAGGAAUACAGCUAAGGCCAGAAACCAACAAAUAAAUAAAUUUUUCUACCUA
Messenger RNA from Carassius carassius (crucian carp), 2753 nucleotides. Its product is annotated as F-box/LRR-repeat protein 7-like. Lineage: Eukaryota; Metazoa; Chordata; Actinopteri; Cypriniformes; Cyprinidae. Gene Ontology annotation, molecular function: protein binding. The coding region runs from base 442 to 1911 and encodes 489 amino acids. The transcript has 4 exons. Gene Ontology annotation, cellular component: SCF ubiquitin ligase complex. The record is from RefSeq and is a predicted model, not a curated record. Gene Ontology annotation, biological process: SCF-dependent proteasomal ubiquitin-dependent protein catabolic process.